Marasmius oreades (fairy-ring Marasmius) is the source of this 752-nucleotide messenger RNA. RefSeq lists its product as uncharacterized. The transcript is spliced from 4 exons. The record is from RefSeq and is a predicted model, not a curated record. Gene Ontology annotation, biological process: succinate metabolic process; mitochondrial respiratory chain complex II assembly. The coding region runs from base 52 to 435 and encodes 127 amino acids. Gene Ontology annotation, cellular component: mitochondrial intermembrane space; mitochondrion. Lineage: Eukaryota; Fungi; Basidiomycota; Agaricomycetes; Agaricales; Marasmiaceae.
UGUUGGCGGUUGUUUACAUCGUCCUCUCACUGCGCGUCGAACGGUCGGACGAUGUAUCGGACGUUAACUCUGCUGGCCGAAUCCAUAACCAAAACUCCUCUCAAUCUUCAAGAGGCUAGUGCUACACUUCUACCUCCAAAACCGCUGUAUCGCAGACUUCUUCGCGCGCACCGGUAUCUGCCUAGAGAAAUGCGAUCGCUAGGAGAUGAUUAUGUGAAGGCUGAAUUUCGACGACACAGGACAGUCACAAAUCCCGUACACAUCAUUGGCUUCCUUUCGCAGUGGAAAAUGUACCUUCAGGAACUUCCGCAGGGUCCGGCGGGCGAGACAUUCAGAGGGAAGAAGCUCGACCAGAUGCAACUUGAGAAAAUGUCUUCGGAACAGCUCGGGCAAUUAUAUGAACUGAUGCAGGAAACGAAGGAUAUAUGGAAGUAGGAACAAGGCGUUGACAUCGACAUCGACAUCGACAUCGGGAGAACCUCCCUCUCUCUCUCCACGAAUGAAUGAAAGGUGAAGAUACUCUACGCAAGUGUUGGAAGCCCUGGUACUUCAAACCCAACUGUUGGGCUCCAGCCUCUAUUCAAUAAUUCAAUUCUCUAUUUUAGGAUUGUACUAAAACCCUGGAGAAUCUUGUCAAUCUAACCUGAAUAACACCACUCGUGAAAGAAUUCUCGUCAUUGUCCUGUCCGGUAUCUGUAACCGGGCAUCUGUGCCGAACACUCACUCUGGAUUCAUGUUCUGUUGCAGUGACG